AUGGAAUCGGAUCCGUUUGAGGAGCCGCUCGAGCCACAGCAGCCGACCGCCGCGGCGGGCGCCGCUGCCUAUUUGAACGACAUGAAGACGUCUACUCUCAACACCGUCCGCACGCUGGUCUCCCAGGAAAAGGUCCGCUUCGUGCAGGACGGCUUCGAUCUCGACCUCUCCUACAUCACGGACAACAUCAUCGCUCUGGGCUACCCGGCCGAGAAGCGCAUCGAAGCCGCCUACCGCAAUGACAUCAAUGAGGUGAAGGAGUUCUUUGAGAAGUACCACGCGGGCCACUACCGCAUCUACAACGUGUCGGGCAAGCACUACGACCGGGCCAAGCUCAACCACCAGGUGGUCGACAUCGGGUGGCCCGACCACCACUCGCCCACCCUCGAGAUACUCAUCACCAUCGUCGAGAUCAUGUCCGCCUGGCUCGACCAGGACCCCGCCAACGUCGUCGCCAUCCACUGCAAGGCGCGUGCGGGUCGCGGGCGAACGGGCACGGUGGUGGCGGCGCUGCUGCGGCACCGGGGCAUCUGCCAGAGCGUGGAGGAGGGUAUCACCUACUUCGCCUCCAAGCGCUCGACCAAGGGCGGCGGCCUCGGCGGCGUCUCGGUCCCCUCCCAGAAGCGAUAUGUGGGUUAUUUCGACAAGGUGCUCAAGAAGGAGAUCGACGCCUUCCCGGCCAAGAAGCUCAAGAUCGUGAGGCUCAUCAUGAGCCCCAUUCCGCUACUCGACACCCUGGGCAAACAGUUCACGCCGGUGGUGGAGAUCAUCGACGCGGCCGACGCGGCGAAGCCGGCGUUCAAGAGCACGCCGGACAAGACCUACACGGCCCUGCACGGCUCCAAGAUCGUGCUCGAGGUGGGCGCCGUCGUGGCGGGCGACGUCCUGGUCCGGCUGUACCACCAGCAGUCCUACCUCCUCACCAGCAAGCCCGUCAUGGUCCUCCGGUUUGCGUUCCACACAAAUUUCCACCAGGGCGAGGAGAUGUUGGAUCUGCCGGUGAAGCAGCUCGACAGCCCCAAGCACGGCGUGCUCAAGGACCCGCGCUUCCCCGAGGACUUCCUCCUCCGCUGCGUGCUCGACAAGGCCGACUAG
This is a messenger RNA of Acanthamoeba castellanii str. Neff, 1095 nucleotides long. Its product is annotated as Protein-tyrosine-phosphatase. The coding region runs from base 1 to 1095 and encodes 364 amino acids. Gene Ontology annotation, biological process: cell motility; protein dephosphorylation; regulation of phosphatidylinositol 3-kinase/protein kinase B signal transduction. Lineage: Eukaryota; Discosea; Longamoebia; Acanthamoebidae. Gene Ontology annotation, molecular function: phosphatidylinositol-3,4,5-trisphosphate 3-phosphatase activity; protein tyrosine phosphatase activity. The record is from RefSeq and is a predicted model, not a curated record. Gene Ontology annotation, cellular component: cytosol; cell projection; nucleus. The transcript has 8 exons.